CAAUAGGUUAAAGGUCUCAUUGAAAUUCUUGUUUUGGAAGAAAUUUCGAAAGAUUAAUGAUACAGUUCUGUUUCUGAUGUAAAUUUGAAAAUAAAGAGGAAAUCAAGAUAUGGCUGAUUCUGAUGUCACUACUUUGGCUGCACUCAAUUUCUACUGCCAGGAGAAGUUAUAUCGGCAUGUGCAGCGAGUGGCAUUGGAGGCAAUCAAGAAAUAUGGCAGUGACCCCGUUCUCCUGUUUUUCAAAGGAUAUGGUCUCAUACUUGAAGAUCGACUUAGUGAAGGUAUGAGAGAGUUGGAGUCUAUUCGUGACAAGCCAGAGGUCAUCUUGUGUACUACUAUGGCUCUUAUGUAUGCUCAUAAGAAGUCAAAAAAUGUUGAUAGAGAAGCGGUUCAAGAACUAGAUGCCAAAAUGAAAGAAGACCGAAAGAGAGCAUCUGACAAGGCUGUAUAUUUUGCUGCUCUGUUUCUAUGGCAUACCGGUCGUCAUGACAAAGCUAGAGAGUAUGUAGAUAGAUCAAUCAAGAUGGCUGGUGGAUCAUCACUUGAGGGUUCAACCCUCAGAGGUUGGAUUGAUCUCACCUCAGGCAGGGAUAACUAUCUCAAGAAAGCUGGAAAAUUCUUUGAGGAAGUGCUCAGCGCCACACCCAAAGCUAUUGAUGCUCUCAUUGGCAAGUCACGUUAUAUGAGUAUGAGACACAACUACAGCGGAGCAUUGGAUCUGAUCAAUCAGGCCGUGGUCUCCUAUCCAGGCUUCAUGCCGGCUCUUAUUGAGAAAAUGAGAUUACAGCUUGCUCUACAGGAUUGGGAACAGACGGUAGAGUCUGCACAAAGAGCCUUAGUCCAAGAACCAAACUGUAUAGAAGCCCUUCGACUGAUUAUCCUUCAGAUAUUAUGCAGAGAAGGGAAUUAUGAAGAGGCUGCAACUAAGAUUGGAGAGCUGAUUCAACUCAUUGACCGAUUUGAACCUAAGAAUGCACACAUCUACUGCCACAUGGCCAAGACAUUCAGUCGAGUGUGUUCUCGCAACCAGCAGACCCUCCUCCAGACCCUGACCAUGGUAGAGAGGGCCAUUAGUCUGGAUGGUAACAACUCAGACUUCUAUAAUGAGAGUGGUUACCAGCAAAGGAUGCAAGGAAAGAACAGAGAUGCUGUCAAGGCAUACCGUAUGGCCAUGAAGCUGGAUGAAACAAGUGUGGUCGCACUGACAGGUAUUAUCCGGUUUCAGUUGGAAGAUGGUCAGUUAGAUGAUGCAGAACAGCAGCUUGACUUCCUUGGAGAGAUUCAAGAGACUAUUGGAAAAUCAUCUGACAUCCUUUUCCUGCGAGCUAUGCUAUCUAGGAAGCGUAACAAGCCUUCAGAAGAAACAGUCAACCUGCUUAAUGAAGCUAGCUCUGUCCACUUUCAAUCUCUCAAGGGUUUACCCCUAGGUGCUGACUACUUUACCCAGAUGAAUCCAGAUUUCUUGGUAGACAUGGUCAAAGAAUACUUGCUCUUUGCUCCUACUGAGCCACAAGGCCCAGGUCAACCUGCAGACCCAGCCCUUGCAAGAUGCAAUGCAGUCCUGGAUCCCAUCUGUAAGGCAGUACCUGGACUCCUGGAAGGGUUCUACCUCCAAGCUAGAGUCAAGUUCUUAUUAGGCCAAGUGGAGCAGGCCCAGACUAGUCUACAGCACUGCUUGGACCAUAAUCCAGAAUAUGCUGAUGCCCAUCUGCUUAUGGCACAGAUAUACCUACAUCUUGGCAACUACCAGAAGUCAUCUCAGUCCUUGGAAAUGGGUCUAAGCUACAACUUUGAGGUACGUGAGAUGCCUCUAUAUCAUCUUAUCAAGGCUCGUACACAGAAGAAGAUGGGAGAGAUGGAGGAAUGUUGUAAGACCCUGCAGGCUGCCAUGGCUUUACCUGGGGUUAAAAAGAGAGCUGCAUCUGCAUCAAGGAGAGUAAAAGGGGGUCCUAUCUCAAUGACAGACAGGGUCUCUGUAUUCUUAGAGCUAGCAGAUGCUUACAGGCAGACUGGUGCAGAGCAUGAAGCAGCCAAAGUGAUGCAAGAUGCCAUCAAUGAGUUCAGCAGGACAUCAGAAGAGAUAAGGGUGACCAUUGCCAAUGCUGAUCUAUCCAUUGCAAGAGGAGAUGUAGAACAGGCAUUAUCCAUGCUGAGAAACAUCUCACCUGAACAAAGUUACUUUGUGAAAGCCAGAGAAAAGAUGGCUGAGAUUUAUCUCCACCAUCGAAAGGACAAGAGACUCUAUGCAAGCUGCUACAGAGAGUUAGCAGAGAAGCAUCCCAGUUCUCAGACAGCCCUGUUGUUGGGCGAUGCAUACAUGAGCAUCCAGGAACCAGAGAAAGCCAUUGAGAUCUAUGAAAAGGCACUCAAGAAGAACCCCAGAGACAGUGCUUUAGCUAGUAAAAUUGGCCAGGCUAUGGUCAAGACUCACCAGUAUGGAAGGGCUAUCAAUUAUUACGAGGCAGCUCUGAAGACAGGAGGUCAAUCAUUCUUGAGGCAGGACCUUGGUGAGCUGUUGCUAAAGCUGAGGCAUUAUGAGAAGGCUGAAAAGACACUCAAGAUGGCUCUAGAACAUGAACAAUCAAAUGAGUUGACAGUGUUGAUGGACGAUGCAAAGUUGCUGGUUUUACUUGCUAAGGUUCACAGGAAAGGAAACAAGCUAGAAGAUGCCAUGCUAGCUCUCACCAAGGCUAGGGACAUGCAAGCAAGGGUUCUUAAAAGAGCACAAGUUGAACAGCCUGAUGCUGUGGUAGCUCAGAAAGCAUUAGCCACAAGCAUUUGUUCACAAAUGGCAGAGCAGUGUAGCACUCAGCGAGCUUUUGACAAGGCCAUCAAGUUUUACAAGGAAGCCCUGGUAUAUUCCAGUCAAGACACCAAUGUUAUGCUGGAACUAUCCAGACUUUACCUGGCAAAAUCCGAACUAGACUCGUGUCAGCACCAGCUUGUUCAGCUGCUUCAGAUAGACAGUGAUAAUGAUUCUGCUCUUGUGAUGAUGGCUGAUUUGAUGUUCAGGAAAGGAGAAUAUGACCAAGCAAUGUUCCAUUUCCAGCAAUUGUUAGAGAGAUCCCCAGAGCACUAUGAUGCCUUGGCUAGACUAGUUGAUUUGAUGAGAAGGGCUGGUAAGCUAGAGGAAGUAUCUCAUUUCUUGGAACAAGCAGAGAAAGCCUCUCCUAGAGCUCCAUUGGACCCUGGCUUCAACUACUGCAAGGGGCUCUAUGAGUGGUACAUUGGCAAUCCUAACAUAGCUCUGAAGCAUUUCAACAUGGCAAGGAAAGACAGUGACUGGGGACAGAGAGCUAUCUCUAACAUGAUUGAGAUCUGUAUCAACCCUGAUAAUGAAACCAUUGGAGGAGAAACCUUUGAGAAUGUAGACCUUGAUGCUGCAUCUGCUGCUGAGAAAGCAGACUCUGAACAAGUCGCAGUCAGGACGGCAGAGAAGUUAAUCAAGGAAUUAAAACCAAAGGAAGGAAGUGAUGCCCACCUCAUCCUAGAGAUUUAUGUGCUGAUGGCAACCAAGACCAAAGCUAAUAUUGAGAAGGCACUCUCAGCAUUCAUGGAGCUUGUCUCAAAUUCAGAGAGGGAGAAUGUACCUGCUCUUCUUGGUGUAGCUACUGCAUACAUGAUGCUGAAGCAAACACCCAGAGCUAGAAACCAACUCAAGCGUAUUGCCAAGAUGGAGUGGAAUCCUGUGGAUGCAGAGGAGUUUGAGAAGAGUUGGCUCCUACUUGGUGAUGUCUACAUCAACUCUGGAAAGUUUGACAUGGCUAAUGAACUUCUCAAGAAAUGCCUGAAACACAACAUGUCUUGCUGCAAGGCUUAUGAGUACCUUGGAUUCAUCAUGGAGAAGGAACAGUCUUACCAAGAUGCAGCAAACAGCUAUGAAAAAGCCUGGAAAUUUGGAAACCAGAAUAAUCCCAAUAUAGGUUACAAGUUAGCAUUUAACUACAUGAAAGCCAAGCGCUAUGUGGAUGCCAUUGACAUCUGUCACAAGGUGUUGGCUGUGCAUGCAGACUAUCCUAGGAUGCGUAAGGACAUCCUAGACAAGGCUAGGGCUUCUAUAAGAGCAUGAGAUUUUCAUCAGGACCUGGCCCUCAUAACACAAAGCUUAGCGAUUUGUCCAUCUGGCUGAGUUUUGUGAUUAAUUGCAUUUAUCAUUAUGUGCAAUCACUGGCACAAAAGGGGUUAAUUCUUGGACUUUGACCAAAAUUUACCCACUUUUGAGUCAAUCCUAGAUGUCAUUUCAAGCUUUAUCUGCCAAGACACAUAACAAUGAUAGGUUGAGGCAAACAAGUUUCCAGGAAAACCUGAAAUCAGCCCUCAAAAAAGUUACUAUGGCUUUUGAUGAAAAGAAAAUAAUCAUAGAUGAAUUUCAAUCCCUUUACACAUUAUGUUCUCAUUCACUUUCUUUGACCAAUUCACUCUAGACUGAUCCACUGAACCAGUGUUUGGCAAUUGGGUCACUUGCUUGGCUUGAAAUUGAGGAAGUGUGAAUACUUCCAACCCACACACCAUCGCUGCAGUGCAUUCAUUCAAUACAAUACAUUCAGCUAAAUCUACCUUUAUUCAGUCUAAUGCCAUCUUCCGUCCAUCAACAUUUCGCCUAACAACCAUUUGGUACCAUAACCAUUUGCUCCAAUCAUUACAUUGUGUAAUCACCAGUUCGUCUAUUGCCAUUUCUUCUCAUAACCAGUUGGUCUAAUAUCCAUUUUAUUUUCAUUCAUUUCGCCCAAUUAAUACUUAGUCCAAUUAAACCGAAUGGUACAUGGACUAAAUGGCUUUUAGACAAAACGGUGAGUGGACGAAAUGGCAAUUAGACCCUGUGGAUAGUGGACGAAUUGAUGGUAGAUGAGUUGGUAAUUGGUAUAAUUGGCAUUAGACCAAUUGAAAAUAAACAUUCAUUUUACGGUUAUACACUCAUGAUUCCCUGAAUCUAAUAAUCAUUAUACAAAUAUUUUUGUGUGUGUUUGUAAUGAGAAACCUUAUAUGCAUUUUCAACUUAUAUUUUACUUAAUAUUUAUUUGUUCAUUUCAUUGGGUGUGUUAAUAUUGUAUGUACACAUUAACUGCUCUUUCCGUUGAUUAGAAUUUCCUAAAAUAUACAUUUACAGCAAUUUAAAAUGCAGCUUUUAGCAGUUAAAAAAUACAGUAAUUAAAGUUUGGGGGAAAAAUAGGCCCAUAUAUAUUUGCUAGAUUUAAAAAUUAUGUGUGACAGAAUACUAAUGAAGACAAAUUGAAUUGAGAGGUAACUAUUAUCGAAGAUGAAUAUUAGCAACAACUUUUUUAUUAUGACAUCAUGCAUGAUGGAGAAGAUAUACUUACAUCUUUGUUUGUGUUGUAUGAAUUUUAUUUCUGGUGUGUAAUUGUGAUUUAAAGAUAAUGCCUAUACCUAAUUAUGUACAUGUCAACCAAAGGGCUCACGUUUUGAUUCAUUAUUUGUAUUCUAUUCAAAUGACUAUGUAAAUUGUAAUAUUCACCUCUUUCACCUUGAGUAAUAUUGAUUACAGUUCUAAUGAGUUGAUCCCUUUUUUCAGCUUGAAGUUUAUACCUGAUUUUAAAUGUGGAUUGUAUAGAAAAAGAUUUGUAUAUAUAGAUAUUUAAAUGAAAUAAAACUUCGUA
This is a messenger RNA of Lytechinus variegatus (green sea urchin), 5615 nucleotides long. It is a transcript of the gene ttc21b, whose product is annotated as tetratricopeptide repeat protein 21B-like. The coding region runs from base 110 to 4069 and encodes 1319 amino acids. The record is from RefSeq and is a predicted model, not a curated record. The transcript has 33 exons. Lineage: Eukaryota; Metazoa; Echinodermata; Echinoidea; Temnopleuroida; Toxopneustidae. Gene Ontology annotation, molecular function: protein binding. Gene Ontology annotation, cellular component: intraciliary transport particle A. Gene Ontology annotation, biological process: intraciliary retrograde transport; protein localization to cilium.